Notodromas monacha is the source of this 2888-nucleotide messenger RNA. The record is from the annotation of a GenBank genome assembly. NCBI's taxonomy places the organism in Eukaryota, Metazoa, Arthropoda, Ostracoda, Podocopida, Cyprididae.
CAGAUUCUUCUUUAUAUUCAAUUUCAGGAGCGUGUUCGCGAGUGUUUCUCUUUGAAAGCCGUUGAGAAAUGGCUCUCAAGCAUCCUCGAAGACUUCUGCUCGCCCUUGCGGUAGCGGCUCUCAUCGCAAUCUCUGCUGUGAGGUUCGGCGCUGCGUCUGAGCAUGAAGGAUUCCCUGAAACCCCGAAAGUCGACGAUAUUCUGGGACGCGGAGGUCUUAAUACGGAAGCAGAUUCACUUGCUCGGGAAGAAGAAGCUAUCAAGUUGGACGGGAUCAACGUUGCGCAGUUUAAAGAGCUGCGUGAGAAGGCUGAGAAACACGCUUUCCAAGCUGAAGUCAAUCGUAUGAUGAAGCUCAUCAUCAACUCUUUGUACCGUAACAAGGACAUAUUCUUGCGUGAGCUGAUCUCCAAUGCCUCUGAUGCCUUGGACAAGAUCCGUUUGCUUUCGCUGACUGAGAAAUCAUCGCUUGAUGCCACUGAUGAGAUGAAUAUCAGGAUCAAGGCUGACAAGGACAAUCACUUGCUGCAUAUAAUCGAUACCGGUGUCGGGAUGACCAAACAAGAUCUCAUGAACAAUCUUGGAACCAUUGCCAAGUCCGGGACUGCGGAAUUCAUCAGCAAGAUCACGGACACUGAAACCAAGUCUGAUGAUGCCGGGGAUUUGAUCGGACAAUUUGGUGUUGGAUUCUACUCCGCUUUCUUAGUCGCCGAUACAGUGAUCGUAACCACAAAGCACAAUGACGACAAGCAGUACAUUUGGGAGUCUGAUGCAUCUUCCUUCACUAUUGCCGAGGAUCCGCGUGGACCUACGCUCAAACGUGGAACACAAAUCACACUGAAGCUCAAAGAAGAAGCUUGGGAUUUCCUGGAACAGGACACUCUUCGUAAUCUUGUGAAGAAGUACUCCCAAUUCAUCAAUUUCCCGAUCUACUUGUACUCGUCCAAGACUGAGAUGGUUGACGAAGUGUUGGAGGAAGAUGAAGAGAAGGUGAAACCGGAGAAGACGGAAGAUGAAACGGAAACUGAUGUCGAGGAGGAGAAAGAAGAGGCGAAGCCGAAAACUAAACAGGUGGAGAAGACAACUUGGGACUGGGAAUUCCUCAACGACGCGAAACCGAUUUGGAUUCGAAAACCCGCGGAGAUCGAAGACAGCGAAUAUGACGAUUUCUACAAAUCUCUCACGAAAGAAAAGGACGGUCCUCUGACUCGCACGCAUUUCAUCGCCGAAGGGGAAGUUUCUUUCAAAGCUCUGCUCUACGUUCCCAAUGGACUUCCGAAUGAAGCGUUCAAUUCGUAUGGGAAAAAAACCGACAACAUUAAGCUGUAUGUGCGACGAGUUUUCAUCACUGAUGAUUUCCAAGACAUGAUGCCGAAUUACUUGUCGUUCAUCCGCGGUAUUGUUGAUUCUGACGAUCUUCCACUGAAUGUGUCUCGAGAAAACCUGCAGCAGCAUAAGCUUCUCAAGAUAAUCAAAAAGAAGCUUGUUCGGAAGACUUUGGACAUGAUGAAGAAGCUUGAAGGAGAGGAUAUUGAGAAGUUCUGGAAGGAAUACGGAACUCACAUCAAGUUGGGUGUGAUUGAAGACACCGCCAACAGGUCAAGGUUGAGCAAGUUGCUGAGAUUCCAUAGCUCUGCUGUGGAGAAACCCACUUCUCUUGCCGAAUAUGUUGCUAGGAUGAAGGAGAAGCAGCAGCAUAUCUACUACCUUGCCGGUGCUUCCUUGAAAGAGAUCAAGGAAUCUCCGUUUGUUGAGCGCCUGUUGGACAAAGGAUACGAAGUUCUCUACCUUCCCGACCCUGUGGACGAAUACUGCGUGUCAGCACUGCCCGAGUUCGACGGUAAGAAAUUCCAAAACGCUGCCAGGGAAGGUUUCAAGAUCGAAGACGACACAUCUUCGGAAGCGGCCAAAGAAUACCGAAAUGCGCAGAAGGAGAAGUUUGAACCUCUGCUCAAGUGGCUCAGUGAUGAUGCUCUCAAUGCCUGGAUAAGUAAAGCCGAGUUGUCUGAAAGACUUCGGAAUUCACCUUGCGCGUUGGUCGCGAGUGCGUGGGGUUGGACUGGUAACAUGGAACGUUUGGCUGUGGCCAAUGCACAUCAGAAGGCGGACGACUCCAUGCGGGAUUAUCAUAUGAAUCAGAAAAAGGUGCUCGAGGUGAACCCCAGACACCCGUUGAUCAAGGACUUGUUGAAGCGAGUAUCGGAUGAUCCCAAGGACGAAACUGCGAUUGAAAUGGCCAAGAUGAUGUUCCGAACGGCCACUUUGAGGUCCGGGUACAUGCUGCAGGAUACGUUUGAUUUCGCCGACACCAUCGAGAAGAUGAUGCGCGUCAACAUGGGCAUUUCCUUGGACGAGGAGGUUGAAGCUGAGCCCGAGUUCAGUGCUGACGAGCCGAAAGAAGAAGUGAAGGAGGAUGAAGAGGAGAUCUCUGGGGAUGAUGAAGAUCAUGCGCACACCGAGCUUUGAGCCCAUUCCGUAACGACACGUGUGUGAAUAUUACAGGCACGGUUUUCAUUCUCUCCGUUCACUGUUCUCCUCUACUUUCCCCUGGCUCUCAGCUCAGUCCGGAAAUUCUCAAAAUGCGAUGAGUGAUGAUCUUUUCUCUUACUUUUUUUUUGUUCUUCGUAUCUGGUGAAAUUUCUUCUUCUGUGUCCCGAAUGAACAACACACUUGAGGAAACGGAAAUCAUUGUGAUACUGGAGGGCAGGGGAAGGCGUGUGUGGGGGUAUUGAAGGAAGGGUAUGUUGCGGAGCUUGAAGGCGACUCCGGUCUCCGUUGGUGUUGUUUAAGAUAGACCUUGUUUUCGUUGGUGAUUAUAUUUAUGAAGGAUUUUUUUCUUUCCCUGUGUUAAAUCUGUGUUGGUGUGAAAGAUACAAUCUGUUUUCGAAA